AUGGCUGUGCUCGUGCAGAUGAUUGCCAAGAGGCAAAGCAAUGACUUUGAUGAUGAUGAUAUUGUCAAUAACUGCGAUGGCUAUGGAAACUGUUAUUCUACAUGGGGCAGUUGGGGACGAUGGGUUGUGCUAGUUCUUAUAAUUCUUGCCUUUGUUCUUCUGGCUUUCGGUUUAUCAUGCAUCAACUCCCGUCGUCGUCGUCGUCAAGGAAUCCAGCCAAUCAAUGAUGGAUAUUACGGUCAUCAUGGUCAUCAUGGCCAACCAGAUAUCGAAUUGCAACAACCACCCAAUGCCUACACGAGAGGCGGAGAUGAUGUUUACCAAGCACCAAUGGGUCCACCACCUACAAAACACACCGAGGGAGAUGGAGUCAUUCGAUAA
Molecule: messenger RNA, 381 nt
Organism: Botrytis sinoallii
Lineage: Eukaryota; Fungi; Ascomycota; Leotiomycetes; Helotiales; Sclerotiniaceae
Exons: 4
Coding region: 1-381 (126 amino acids)
Biological process (GO): vesicle-mediated transport
Cellular component (GO): intracellular membrane-bounded organelle
Source: RefSeq, a predicted model, not a curated record